Messenger RNA from Gigantopelta aegis, 1590 nucleotides. RefSeq lists its product as uncharacterized. The transcript is spliced from 4 exons. Lineage: Eukaryota; Metazoa; Mollusca; Gastropoda; Neomphalida; Peltospiridae. The record is from RefSeq and is a predicted model, not a curated record. The coding region runs from base 1 to 1590 and encodes 529 amino acids.
AUGGCGCAAAGAACACGGAAAGAACACUGCAUACAGCAUGACAUCAGCUUUUCUGAUCUCUCACCAGAAACGAAUACUUGCCUAGAAAAAGAGGUGAGAACAGCUGUGUAUCCGAGUAAGCGGCGUGAUAAAUACUUCUACACAGCUCACCCCCGGGGUUUUUCCUACUUGGUGAGCAUCAAGGCCCUCGGGGAACGCCUUGUUCCAUUGAGUCUUGUGCGAACACUUCACGUCGUCUGCAUCCGGAAAACCCAGGAUGACGUUGUUGAGCAGUGCAGAAAGAGGAAAAGGUUGGAAGAAGUACCUAACAAGGAACAGCUGCAACACUCAUCAAAACACAAGACCUGCUAUGCUAUCUCAUGGGAAACAGGUAGACCGUGGCUGUCAUGUAAAACUGAUGUUGAUGAAGACGGAACGACUCAUGAAAGUAUGUAUUGUGGUUUAUGUACUAAAUGGAAUUCAGUUGGUGCAAAUGGUAAUCAAACAUGGAUAGACAGUGGAUGUAAAACAUGUAGACUGGAUAAAGUGAAAGAACACGAACAUUCUCCCAGACAUCUGGAGGCUCUGAAGCAAAGUUUUGAACAACUGGACAUGGAAGACGGCACUAAAAAGAUGGAUUCCAAACUGCAUGCAUCAAUAAAGUCUGGACUCACUAUCUUACUUUUCAUUAUUCACCACAAUUUAUCUUUGAACUUGUUUGGUGAAUUAAUUGAAUUGUGUAAGAAGACUGAUGGGGAAACUUUGUACAUUUUUAAUGCCACUGGUAAUGCCAAGUACACUAGUGCUGAUAGUGAUUCGGAAUUUCUUACAAUCAUGAGUGAAUCUGUAGAAAAUGUUGUCACUGAAAAGAUAAAAAAGAGUCCUACAUUUGGUUUAAUGUGUGAUGAAGCAUGUGAUGUGUCAGUUUCAAAACACUUGGGUAUGUGUGUCCAGAUUGUGGAUGAAGGACAAGCAAAAGUUGCAUUUUUAAAUGACUUAAAGAUCCCAAAUGGAACAGCAGAAACUAUAACAUCUUCGAUUGAAUCUGAACUGAAAACGAAAGGAAUUUCAGUGAAACAGAUGUCCGCACUGACAUCAGAUGGUGCAUCAGUUUUCAAAGGGGCAAAACUGGGAGUAGGAGCCCGCCUCAGGUUACUGAACUCUGAAUUGAUAGCUAAUCACUGCAAAGAUCACAGAUUGGCUCUUGCGGUUCGUGACAGCUUCAAAUCUCUUAAAGCCAUCCACAAAGUGGAUGAAUGUUUGGAAGCAGUUCACAAGUACUACAAGUAUAGUUGUAUACACACUGAAUCACUAAGAGUUGUUCAGGAAGGCUUCAAGGAUCCACCUUUGAAAAUCAAGCAGGCAAAACAUCACCGUUGGCUUUCACAUGACCAAGCUGUUGCUUCCAUUGUCAGAUGUUAUAGAUCCAUUGUAGCAGACCUGGAGAAUCAUGCUGCGACAAAGAAAGAUGUCCCUGCUACUGCUUUGCUAAAGAACUUCUCGAGCACCUUGGUUAUUAGAACACUACUCAUGUUGGCUGAUGUCAUGCCUCAUUUGUCUUCACUGUCUCUGCUGUUCCAGAAACAAGUUGUCAAUUUAGGUAAUUUAUAA